UCGGGCGUGUGGACGCGCAGACAGCUGAGGAGCUGUUUUCUGAUUCUUGUGCUACUAAGUAUCGGAUUUGGUCCAGUUUCCGGAAUACGUAUUAGCUUUGUUUAUAUGUGAGAAGUAGAUACUUGGUUUUGGAUUAGUUUUUUAUGAAAGAACAGGUUUAGGACGGAUGUUGGAUACGAUGUAUCUUCUCGUAACGAGACUAACGGCGGAAACGGAAGCUGGAAUGUUCCUCUAAGUGUCCAAGUUGUAACUCUGUAUUUGUUUAUUUUUUGGUAACUUCUGUGUCUGGUUGCUUUAAAACAAGUGCGGAGUGUGCGGUUGGACCCGGAGACACCGGAGAAGCUCUUGGUGCCACUUGACCCUGUUUUCCAGAUACGAAGACGCACCUGAGAAGGACACUGUGGGAGGACAGUUUUCAUUCGAGUUCCGUUGACACUCGGGACAAUGAAAAAAUGCAGGAUAGACGGUGGGUUCCAUCUGGAAACAACGUGCCUACUGUGAGUCCUAAACGGAGGGUGAAGUCGUGGCGACUCGGCUGGGAAGCUCAGCAUGAGGAGUGACGCGCAGGACCGGCGACGCCACGCGGCGCUCCGGGGCGCCCGGUAGCCGCGGCUCUGUCCACCCUCCUCCCCCUUUCUCCCGCGGGUUGUGCGUGUCGCGUGCGCGAGGAUGAGCGCGGACCUGGAGCGCGUGUCGCUGAGCUCCUCGUCGGCCGGCUCGCUGGCCUCGAGCGCGCGCGCGCUCUCCGCCAACGUGCGCAAGCUGCACGACGCGCUCAACCUGCUGCUCAGCGAGCUCGAGCGCGAGCAGUUCGUGCACUGCCUCAACGUUUAUCACGCCAAGCGCAACGUAUACGACCUGGUCCAGACCCUCAAAGUGAUCCUCGACGCGCCCAGCAAGCGCCAGCUGCUCCCCAUGCUGCGCCUGGUCAUCCCGCGCUCCGACCAGCUCCUGUUUGACCGCUACACCUCUGAGGGACUCUAUCUGAAGUCCGACUUGCUGGCCGGAAGGAACGGCGAGCACGAGAGCGCCGACUCGGCCCCCGCGCGUUCAGCUUUGCGCGCGUCCCCUGAGCACCAGAGCAGCACUGAUGGCACUUCCACUGCGCUCGUCCCGCUCCUGGGCAGACAUUUUCUCCCCGAACCGCCGGGCGAGGUCAGGCAGGUGACCCUGAAGCGCCACAAGAGCAACGAAGGUUUAGGCUUUAGCAUCCGUGGCGGAUCCGAGCACGGGGUCGGGAUCUACGUGUCUCUGGUCGAACCGGGAUCCAUGGCCGAGAAAGAGGGACUGCGAGUCGGCGAUCAGAUCCUCAAAGUGAACGAUAAAGUGUUCGACAGGUUUACUCAUGCCGAUGCGGUUAAGGUGCUAAAAGGAAGUAAGAAGCUGUGCAUGUCGGUGCGCUCCAUGGGCCGCAUCCCGGGCGGUUAUGUCACAAAUCACGUAUACACAUGGGUAGACCCACAGGGCCGAAGCGUAUCUCCUCCUCCUGACCUGCUGGAGCACCGCAGUGCCACCCUGACCCGAAACCAAGGCCAACAGCGCAGCCACAUGCAGCUGCUGCAGGAUGGAGAUGAGAAGAAGGUGAAUCUGGUGCUGGAUGAUGGUCGCUCUCUGGGACUGAUGAUCCGUGGAGGAGCUGAAUACGCUCUGGGGAUCUACAUCACCGGUGUUGACCAAGGUUCAGCAGCAGAGUGUGGGGGGCUAAAGGUGGGCGAUCAGAUCCUGGAGGUAAAUGGGCGUAGCUUCCUGAGCAUUCCUCACGACGAGGCGGUGCGUGUGCUCAAGGCUUCACGUCACCUAAUGAUGACCGUGAAGGAUGUGGGGCGACUGCCACACGCCCGCACCGUGGUGGGAGAGACCAAAUGGAUAGCCAGCUCCCAGAUCACGGACAGCUCAGCCAGCAGCAGCGUAGCAGGUCUUUCUAUGGAUCAGGGGGCUUCAGCCUCAGGAAAGAUGGGUUUUUAUAAAGGAGUAGCUGGUUCUCAGGUGACUCUCUCCAGUCUGGUGAACCAGAGUAGAGCCAUGCUAGAAGAACAGGCCAGACACCUUCUUACUGAGACUGAAAGACAGACCAUGAGCUACUACAUCCAGGAAUAUCGCAAUGGACACAUUGGAGUCGAACAGUUGGUCAUGGCCCUGUUUGAGCUCCUCAACACACAUGCCAAGUUUUCUUUGCUGACUGAGAUGCGGGGGCUGGUCAGUGCUCAGGAUCUGGAGCGUUUUGAUGCGCUGGUUCUCCGCAGGGAGAUUGAAGCUCUGAAGGCUCGACAGGGAGAAGCAGGAGGAGCAGCACUGCACAGCGACUCCUUCUCAAUGGUGUCCUACCCCGACACACUGGCCUCCUCCUCAGGCAGCUACAUGACCAGCACCACACUCAGCUCUGCACGGGAGCGACUGCUGUGGUUGAUUGAUAUGAUGGAGAAUGACAGUGCGGUGGAGACUAACGGCGAAGACGCCCAAGAGAGUAGAAACGCCCUUCCCGACAUCGCUCUGGAUGAGAUGGGGUCAACUUCAGAAUCCCCACCUUCCUUCAAACCCCCUCCUCCCCCUCGCGUACAGCGCCGCCCUAGUCGUAAACCCGCCCCUUCCGAACACCCUUCUUCCGACUCCUCUAACCUGCACUUCCCCGCCCCAUCCCACUCACCUACCAAAGACCAAUCUAAACACUACUCCGUUAGCCCAAAGAAAGAACCUCAAUUGGCUCAGUUGUCCAUGGUAAAUCAACACUCGUUUGGUCCUUUCCCACGUGUUCAAUCACCCAACAGGUUAAAACCCCCUCCAGCACCGACAGUUCCAGCUCCCCCUGCUCCUCCUCCUCUUCCAUUCUCAAGUCCAGAAAAACCCAAAUCCACUCCGUCGUCCCCAUCCACCAGUCAGCACUUUGUCAUGGUGGAAGUGCACAGGCCCAACGCAGAGCCUGAUGUCAACGAGGUCAGACCGCUUCCCCAGAGCCGAGGAUCCACUAUGUCUCAGCUCUCUGACAGUGGACAGGCGCUGAGCGAGGACAGCGGCGUGGACAUCUCAGAGUCGGGACGCCUGAGCAAGGACAGCAGUCCACGUCCUGCCCGAACCCGGCCGCUGAGAGAGAGUGCAGGGGGAGGGGAGGGGAGCACCGUCAAACCGCCUGGGUUGCUGGAGCCCAUGUCGACUCUGGUGCGAGUGCCGAAGAGCGCCAGCACGCUGGGUAUCGCUAUUGAAGGAGGAGCAAACACGCGCCAGCCGCUGCCACGCAUCGUCACCAUACAAAGAGGGGGCUCAGCUCAUAACUGCGGGCAGCUGAAGGUGGGCCAGGUGAUUCUGGAGGUGAACGGGAUCUCUCUGAGAGGACGAGAGCAUCGAGAAGCAGCCUGCCUCAUCGCUGAGGCCUUCAAGACCAAAGAGAAGGACUAUAUCGACUUCCUCAUUACAGAGUUCAACGUGGCUUUGUAAAACCUAUUGAGCUUUCCAGAGGAUUAGAACUGAAACUGGCAUGACUCUACCACUAGUCCCCAGCAAGCUGAUCUUCUCUUCUGAGAUUUCGUCUGAAGGCAGACACAUUCUUGGUGUAGAUACUGUAUAAAUCCACCAGGUGAACUCCAGCGUUAUCAUCCUGAACAUGGCCAACUGGUACAAGGCGCUGCUAAGUCCAAUUACAACCAUAUCUUUGGCUAUGUCUUUUUUACACGAUUCCCUCUCUUGUCAGGAAACAAACUCUGUCUCCUUCACAACGUUCAACUCAUUCCCCAGGUCGGAAUUUACUUCUUUAACCAUUAUACUACAUUCAGCUCAGAUUUUCAUAAUUUUAUAAAAGAAUAUAACCCUGUUUUCAUGAUCAUGACGCAAGCCCAAGAUGCUGGCUUAAUAUAUAUGUUAUGAGGACUGAGGACUAUCUGCACAUUUGAAUGAUCAAGACAUGUGGAUAGACAUCCAUUCAUAAGGGCCCCUUUUAUUUCCUAAUUUACUUUAAAAGCCAUAUGGCUCAAGGCAGACAGAUUUUUAUAUUAGUGUUUAUUAGUAGAUAUGACUGUCUGGAUGGCAAAACUGUUCUUUCAUGUGUGAACCACUAGGACAAAGUGUUUGGUAUCAGCUAAUCCAUUAUCUCUACAAUGGCAGUAUAUUUGGUGACUUUAGUAUUGCAUUAGAUUUGUUUGAACCAUUCUGCUGUAUGUUCUUUCUUUUUAUUUGCAUAAAGAACAGGACAACUGUGGGAUUCACAUUUAGAAGCCACAACUGAUUUGUUCAGCGUUUGCUCUCUAUAUGUUUAACCACAAGGUGACUUGUGUUUCACUCUUCAGUCUUGUGUGUUAAUCUUUAGUCUUUAUUUCUUUUAUCACUGAUUUUCGCAUACCUUCUUCUUACUGUCUGUUCUGAAUCUAUUACGUUUAGUUAUAUGAGAUGGGGAUACAAGGAGACUGGAUAAAAACAGCAUGCUCUUUAUUUAGGGCAAUCCAUAAGUCAUUAUCAGAGUCCAUUCUGAGAGUCAAAACACAGACAGAUAGUCGAACCAGGAAGUAAUCAACACAAAAAUAGAAAGCUUGCUAACCCUAACGCUAACCCCAAAGUGAGACAAAAAGCAAAGUCUUAUUAAAGAACAGAAUGGUAAUGGAAAUAGAGUAAUUGUUUAGAGUCUAAGCACAGAACAAGUGCUCACAUUAGGUAACAAAACAAAAAAGGCACACUGUAAUUUAAACAUAAAAGUGCAAAGGGUGACAUGAGAGCUUGCCUGACAUGAGAAAGUUGCCUGUGUAGCUGCUAAACCAGAUACCCCUUUAGUUGAUGUAGUUGUGUAGUGCAGCAGGAGUCGGUAAAGCAUUGUGUUUUCUUUCUACCGUAAAGCGCAUUAAGUUUAAUGAUUUAUACCAGAAUAUUUUUGCUUUGUGAAUGAAAAGCUAAUAGUCUGCUUGCCCCAUAGUGCAGGGACUAGUGAUUUAUUGACUAGCCUCUUUAUAUCGAAUGUAUCAUCAACAGUGUGCAUUCACACCAGGUCUUAAUAAAUGGGACAGGAAUUUUUAUACUCCAGUGUAAAAUCGAUGUUAGUUAAAUACUGUUAAAGCUAUGCUGCUAUAAUAGAGGUCCUAGGAUUAAACCAUGGCCUCUAAAAUACCACUAAAUGUAUACCUGGUUCUUCCAACUGGCUGAAAACAGAAAGUGUAUACACUAUAUGGACAAAAGUAUUGGGACAACCGACUUCACCAGUUAUAUGUCACAACAAAAUUGUAAACCUGUUCCAGCCUAAAAACGACUGCUUAAUGAAAAAAUGCUUGACAUGGGUUCAGUGGCAGUUCUGACCUCAACUCUAUUGAAAUCCUUUGGGAUGAAUUGGAACGUUGACCGCACCUACAUCAGUACCUACUAAUGCUCUUGUGGCUAACUGUGUACAAAUCACUCUCGAAAAUCUAGUGGAACAUCUUAAAAUGAGAGGAGGAUAUUAUAACAGCAAAUGAAACAAAAUGUGUAAUGGGAUGUUCACAAAGCACAUGUAAACUUUAUGGUCAGGUGUUCACAAAGUUUUGUUCAUAUAUUGUCAAUGUCAAUAAUGAUAUAAAAUAAAAGUGUUCAACUAUUUCCAUACACUUACACAAAAUAGAUAUUUCACAUUCCUCCACAAAUUGAAUAGCGUUAAUGAAACGAGACAGAACACCUGCUCGGCUGCUCACUGCAGUUUUCGGUAAGACUUGCAGAAAACAUGAUCUUGUAAUCACACUUUCAUUGCUUGUCAGCAUAGCUCAUUAUUUUUGUUUAUGCUAUUUUUGUUGAAUGUGUCAUGUAAUAAUUAUGCUUAAGCUAUAAUUAAGGACAGGGACAGAACACACCAUUUAUACUGCUCCUGUAAAAGAGGGAAGAGAAAACCCAUCUUGACAGUGAGCGCUGACCUUUCAUCUGUAGCACAGCGAAUGUUUCUCCAGAAAACUGGUGAUCUAGAGAGAGAAAAAAAAGAAGAGGCACUUUAUCUAAUUAUGAUAGCAGAAUCUGGAACAAGACAAGGUAAUCAGGCGGAGGAGAGAAGGAGAGGUGUGCAGGCAGUGUAACUAAUGAAAAGUUGCAAAGUGUGAAGAGAGAGAAAGAGGUGCGGAGUCUUCAUGUGUCACUUAGGUUACAUAAGCAUGGAAGAGUGGGAGCAGGUUAGAGAGAGGGAUUCUAGUCUAUUUUGUAUGAGUGUAAGAGAGAGAAGAAAAUAUAUAAAAAGACAUAACGCAUAAUAGUGAAAAAAUUUGAAUUGCUGUGUGCACAUUAUAGAGGUGAAUUAAAAAAGGUGUGUGUGGUGUGUGUGUGUGUGUGUGUGUGUGUGUGUGUGUGUGUGUGUGUGUGUGUGUGUGUGUGUGUGUUUGUGCCUGCCAUUUAGCCCCUCAGAAGUGAUGCCAUUCGCAGAUCCAUUUUCCAUCCCCAGUUUAAAUGCACUACUAAGUCCUCUAAUGAAGUGUGUAUUUUAAACAUAUAUAAUGGUAUAUCUGUACUAAUAACACUCCGAAAUCUUUUUCUUUACGUGUCAUUGGCAACAAUUUCAUACAGACAUCAGAAUUUUAAAGACCACACUGUCAAAGGUGACUUUUACAAUAAAAGCGAUAUAAUUAUUUAUUAUAUAUUGAUUUUAAUGAAAUAGCAGAGGUGGGCUUGUUGUGCUAGAAUAGUGAUUUCUAACAUAUAGAAGGCUUUGCCUACCUUUGAAUAUUUUUUGCUGAGGGUUGAGAAAGUUUGUUUAGGAAAAGUUUCAAAAAUGAUGUAGCACUGAGUUGAUCAAGUACAGAUUUUUAUUCCCAACCCAAACCACUGUAUCAUGCAUGUUUUGUUUUUGUUUUUCUCAAAAAAAUAUAAAUAGAAGAUUUUUGUGUUUUCAGAAAAUAUACAAAAGCGAGGAAAGGUAAGAGUUUAAUAGACAAAGCAAAAUUUCACUUAAUAAGCCCAGGUUGCAAUACAGACGGAAAAACCGCAAUGCAAAUAAUUCCAAACUCGCAACAGUCCAAAAAUUCAACGGUUAUUUAUUAAUAAAUGAAUAUAAUGACUAUUAAGAUCUUAGAAACAAUAUAGUAAUAAUGCAAGAUUUUACUAUGAGUGACACAAUCUCCAGGUAGUUUACAUUUAUAUUUAUGUAUUUAUAUAUGUAUGAAUCAAGUGAUUGGUCUCAGGUGAUGCAAAAGUGUGUAGGAAAUCAGGCAGGAAGGACCCCUGGUAGGGUUGAGUGUUAUUGUUAGUUAAGCCAUGACUGUACUAUAGCUGUCUUUAUACUAGGAUUUCUCUGCAUUUUUUUUUAUAAAAUAAGGGACAAUAAGAUCUUUGUGUGUCAGUAGUGUAGCCAUACAUUCUUAAUAUAUUUACAUUUAUGACAUUUGGCAGACAUCCUUUUCCAGAGUGGCUUAUGUCAGUUAUACAUCUGAGCAAUUAAGGGUUGAGGGUCUUUGUUUAAGGAACCAGCUGUUGCAGCUUGCUGAUGCUGUUAUUUAAAUCCCUGACAUUGGUCAACUACAGGGAGAAAGAUAUAUAUAUAUAUA
Messenger RNA from Silurus meridionalis, 7466 nucleotides. It is a transcript of the gene whrna, whose product is annotated as whirlin a. Gene Ontology annotation, biological process: sensory perception of sound; auditory receptor cell stereocilium organization. Gene Ontology annotation, molecular function: protein binding. Bases 670 to 3429 code for a protein of 919 amino acids. The transcript is spliced from 13 exons. Lineage: Eukaryota; Metazoa; Chordata; Actinopteri; Siluriformes; Siluridae. The record is from RefSeq and is a predicted model, not a curated record. Gene Ontology annotation, cellular component: photoreceptor inner segment; cilium; plasma membrane.